GUGAUCUUAGCCUCAAAAACACGUAGUCAAAAUGCAGAUCUUCGUCAAGACAUUGACUGGUAAAACCAUCACCUUAGAGGUAGAACCAGCUGAUACCAUUGAAAAUGUUAAAACUAAAAUUCAAGACAAAGAAGGUAUUCCCCCAGACCAACAAAGAUUGAUCUUUGCUGGUAAACAAUUGGAAGAUGGUAGAACACUUUCAGACUACAACAUCCAAAAAGAAUCAACUCUCCAUCUUGUAUUGAGAUUACGAGGAGGUAUGCAGAUUUUCGUCAAGACAUUGACUGGUAAAACCAUCACCUUAGAGGUAGAACCAGCUGAUACCAUUGAAAAUGUCAAAGCUAAAAUUCAAGAUAAAGAAGGUAUUCCCCCAGACCAACAAAGAUUGAUCUUUGCUGGUAAACAAUUGGAAGAUGGUAGAACACUUUCAGACUACAACAUCCAAAAAGAAUCCACUCUCCAUCUUGUAUUAAGAUUACGAGGAGGUAUGCAGAUCUUCGUCAAGACUUUGACUGGUAAAACCAUCACCCUUGAAGUUGAACCAGCAGAUACCAUUGAAAAUGUCAAAGCUAAAAUUCAAGAUAAAGAAGGUAUUCCCCCAGACCAACAAAGAUUGAUCUUUGCUGGUAAACAAUUGGAAGAUGGUAGAACACUUUCAGACUACAAUAUCCAAAAAGAAUCCACUCUCCAUCUUGUAUUGAGAUUAAGAGGAGGCCAGUAAAAUCAUGUACUGAUUUGUUUUUAAUCUUGAAAUUUAAAUUAUUGAAAUUACAAUAAUAAAUGUUUUAUUUGUAUCCUCAUUGUUAUUAAAGUACGACCUGCAAACAAAAAUAUUGCACUGUGAAAAUAGUAGGCCUAAUGAUAUUAGAAAGCAAUAGAAAUGUGGAGAUGUGUGAGAUAAAGAGGUGGCCAGUAAAAUCAUGUACUGAUUUUUUAAUCUUGAAAUUUAAAUUAUUGAAAUGACUAUAUUAAAUGUUUUAUUUGUAUCCUCAUUGUUAUUAAAGUACGACCUGCAAACAAAAAUAUUGCACUGUGAAAUGAAAGGUGAGAAAAUGAGCAGAGAUGAUGUCAGGGAGAUAAUUGAUGAAGUUGAUGAUAAUAAAGAUGGCCGCUUGGAUUAUAAAGAGAAAAUUGACUAUAAGGAGUUUUGUAACAUGAUAAUAGCUACUACUGAAGAUUGUAAAAAAUUAUCAAUGAAAGUAAUGGAGAAAAAGGAAAGAAAAAAACAAAGGAAAUCUGAUGAACGAUCAUCUUCAAGAAGAGAAUCUCAAGUAAAGUCUGUUUCUCAACUCUCUUUAAAAUCUAACAAAACUGAUCGAGGGCCAGUUUAG
This is a messenger RNA of Lottia gigantea (owl limpet), 1331 nucleotides long. RefSeq lists its product as hypothetical. Bases 32 to 721 code for a protein of 229 amino acids. The transcript has 7 exons. Gene Ontology annotation, biological process: protein ubiquitination; modification-dependent protein catabolic process. Gene Ontology annotation, molecular function: protein tag activity; ubiquitin protein ligase binding. The record is from RefSeq and is a predicted model, not a curated record. Lineage: Eukaryota; Metazoa; Mollusca; Gastropoda; Lottiidae. Gene Ontology annotation, cellular component: nucleus; cytoplasm.